This is a messenger RNA of Rhizophagus irregularis DAOM 181602=DAOM 197198, 1764 nucleotides long. RefSeq lists its product as uncharacterized. Gene Ontology annotation, molecular function: alpha-amylase activity; calcium ion binding. The record is from RefSeq and is a predicted model, not a curated record. Gene Ontology annotation, biological process: carbohydrate catabolic process. NCBI's taxonomy places the organism in Eukaryota, Fungi, Glomeromycota, Glomeromycetes, Glomerales, Glomeraceae.
AUACACCGUCCGUUAUCGCUGUAUUUAAAUGAAUUGACUUUACACUUUCCUUUUUUUUUCUUUUCGUAAAAUAAUUUUCCUUUAAAAUAAAAAUUAAUAAAAUAUGAAAUUCUCAACUUUCUCAACUCAAAAAUUAUUCACACUCGCCACAUUACUAUUAUUUGUAACUGCGCCACAAUUUUCAUUGGCAAGAACUGCGGAAGAAUGGAGGUCUCGUACAAUUUAUCAAUUAAUAACCGAUAGAUUUGCUCAAGCUCCUGGUCAAGAAAAUCCUAAACUUUGUUCAGAUAAUCGUAAUGAAGCUGAAAUUAGACGUUAUUGUGGUGGAACUUUUUCAGGAAUAAUUAAUAAACUCGAUUACAUAAAAAAUCUGGGGCUUGACGCAAUUUGGAUUAGUCCGGUCGUAAAACAAAUGGAUAAUUUAACUUCAAUCGGUGUUGGAUGGCACGGAUAUUGGGCCCAAGAUAUUUAUCAAAUUAAUCCACAUUUUGGUACAGCUGAUGAUUUAAAGAAACUCGUUAAGGCUGCUCACGAUAAAGACAUUUGGGUUAUGGUCGAUGUAGUAGCAAAUCAUAUGGGACCGCAAGAAAAAUUACCUCCUAGAACUGAUAAAUAUGUUAAAGCUUAUAGUCCAUUUAAUAAGACUGAACAUUAUCACGUUUUUUGUCUCAUUACCAAUUAUGAUGAUCAAGGAAAUGUUGAAUAUUGUAGUAUUGGUUCUGCUGACGAUCCAUUACCUGAUCUUGACACAGAAAACCCUGCAGUGAUUUCUGAACUUAAUAAUUGGAUAAGUUGGUUAACCAGAGAAUUUGAUUUUGAUGGAAUACGUAUAGAUACAGCAAGACAUAUUCGACAAAAUUUUUGGGAUGAGUUCACGAGAAGUAGUGGAGUGUUUUCUAUAGGUGAAAUAUUAAGUGAUAAUUCAGGAUAUGUAGCAUCAUAUCAAUCACAUAUGGAUAGUACAUUAGGUUAUCCAUUAUACACUAAAUUAAUAAGAUUAUAUACUAAUCCUAAUGCUAAUAUGUAUGAGUUGAGGGAUGUAAUAAAUAAUGAUAGAAAUGCCUUUAAAGAUACUAGAAUUUUAGGAAAUUUUAUUGAUAGUCAUGAUCAAGAGAGAUUCGCUCAUAAAACUCAAGAUAAAGUUUUAUUUCGAAAUGCAUUAACUCUUGUUUUAUUAAUGGAUGGAAUUCCAAUAAUAUAUCAAGGAGUAGAACAAGAUUUCACAGGGGCUCCAACAGGAAAUGAUCCUUUUAAUCGUGAAGCAUUAUGGCCAUCAUCAUACUCUCAAACAACUCCAACAUAUCAAUUUAUAGCCAACAUUAAUGCACUUCGUAAAGUGGUAUCUCCAUCAUUUUAUACUUCACUCUCAAUAGAAGCAUGGAUAGAUGAACAUAUUUACGCUUUUAUUAAAGAGAAAGUAUUAAUCAUCACAUCUAAUUAUGGUGGAAAUAAUCCAAAUAGAGAUUUAGUUAUACAAGGAAAUGGAGUAUGGCCAACUGGUGAAGUAUUGGUUAAUAUUUUAAAAUGUGAUGAAAAAAUUACUAUUGAUGGAUCAUUAAAUGUACCAGUUAAAAUUAAUGGUGAACCAAAAGUACUUUAUCCUGAAAAAAGUUUGAAAGGUAGUCGUAUUUGUGGUUUGUAAAUAUAAAAUAAUGAAAAAAGAGAUGACUAUAAUAAUAGAAUUUUUAAUAUACAUAUAUAUAUUUUUUUGUUAAUUUUAAAAAAUUUCUCUUAAAAUAAACUAAUAAUAAUAUUAAUAAUAUA